AUGGAUACGAUCAUCGAGCAUCGUUCUCUUGCGAGAAUUUUGACCUCGUUAGCCGAAUCAAAGGAGGAACGAUCUCUCACUAGUCAUAUUGCUCGACAGCUAUCUACCUCACAAGAUGGAAAAGAAAAGGCCGUUCUGGCUGAAAUGUUGGCGUCAAUGUUAUUUGAAUCCCAAGAUAAAUACUCGGAGAAUGUCCUUAGCGAUUUUGUGAAAAGCUUGGUUCUUUCUACCACCGAUGAUCGCGAGGAAAUGAUACAUAAAAAACUUCAACUUGGCAGUCAAAUAGCUUUAUCAGUUCCAGCUAUAUUAGACAGAUUGCUUGGGGAGACCGAAUCGAUAAUUUCUACGCUCAUAUUUGCCGCCUCGAAAUCACACGCUGCCAGCGACGAUGCGUUCGAGAUUAAUGUGGAACCUUUCCUGGAUAAAUAUUGUUCCUUUAGACUCGAAAAAAACCAGAAGUCCGAAAGUCCAGAAUUUUUCCAAACUCUUUAUCCCGUCGUGAUUCAGCACCUUUGCUUCCUUAAGAUCAUUCUUCUUUCCGAUACAAAGGAAGCAGAAUUUGCCAGGACUCAUAUUGCUGAUAAGUCAGUAUUAAUACACCUCAUCUUCUCUUUGAUCGCUUUGAGAAACUUAAAAAUCGCCGAAUUAUCUUGCCAUAUCUUCCGCCUUUUUCUUGGAAAUUCCGAUUCUGUCCUUCACAGUGGUACUUCGGAAAUGGUUUGGGAUGGUAUUAAGAUUCUUCUUGAAUCACCCAUACAUGCGGAUUUAACAUUUAGCAUCUGGCUUCGUUGGGUAUCAUUAACUGGUCCCAGCUCUCGUCCUUCGGAGGAGAUGUUACAGCAAGAAAACUAUUGGAUAUUAAUACAGAACGGUCUUACCACCGGGUUUAGCGAACGCCGAAAGUUCUGUCUCUACAUUCUGAACUCCUCUCUCCGGCUGCUUUCGGAGCCGGUUGACAACAAACUUAUCAAAUAUGACCCAUCAUCAGUAAAGGACUCCGCAGCCUGGUCAAAAUAUUCUACAAUGAUAGAGAUCAUUUCGCUUUCCACGUCGACAAACCAGUUUCUUGCAACAGUCCCCGAUCUUCGUCGUCUUUUGAAGCCAUUUUCGCCAAUAUAUGGAAGUUGGAUAGUGAUUUUGAUGACACUUGGGCUGACAUCUUCGUGCGGGCCAUUGCAGAAGGCUGUAUGGGAGUUCUUGCUGAGCCUUGAAGGUAAAGAGCUGGGGAAGCUGCUUGAAGAUGAAAGGGGGAAGAACUUUAUCAACGAUAUCUUUCUUCCCUACUCAAUCGCAGCCCAUCAUUUCUCCACCCAAAAGGGAAACGAUAACCGUUGUGAAUACGGUGAUAAACUUGCAGGUUUCCUGAAGAAAGUCGUUAUUCAGAGUCGAGAUCCGGCUGCGCUAUUAGAUUUUGUCGAUAAUAGGCAGGAUACCAUUUUUGCGCCAGCGAGAGUAUAUGUAAUGAAAGGUAUUAUGGACGGCGUACUAGAGAUCUUUGGUCAUGGUCUUGGAGUAGAAGAGAUGGCUGUGCUUGUUAGCAUUUCUAAAAUGAAGCGAUUCGCACUGUUAAAAACGGAUUUAUGCAUUUCAAUAUGCUUUAGAAUCCUUCUGUCAAUCAAACUACAUCGAAAAAUGAUCGAACCGUUCUUUGACUCUAUGGCUGAAAUAUUUGCUGGAAAGGAAUACUUAAUCACCGCGAAUUUUUCUCGAUCAUUACGCGAAUUGUUUGCAGACAAUAAUGAUAUCGGCAGAGAACUGUCUUCUGUGCUUGCAGAUCUAUCAAGCUCAUUCGAGACCUAUAAUACAGAGGAUAUUCCAACCAAAAACCUCUUCAGAGCCAUAUUCCUUAUUACUCUUUUCGACGACAGGGGUCAAGGUUUGAGCAAAGUUCUUGAUUCUAUAUCUGUUGACAAAAACAGAUUUAGAUUUCUCUCACUUCUAUUCAGUUGCAAAUUACUCGUUGAGGAAAUACUUCAAGAUUCAGAAGCACGUAAAAUAUUACUAGAAGCGCUUAAAAACAUUGGGAAUGACCUCCCAGGAAAUGUUUCUAGAAGCAAAUACGCGGCGGAACUUGCCGCGUUGUUCUACCAUCAACGCACCCACCAUUUCCUGAACCAACUAUCGAACACAGCGCUUAUGCCGAUUCUCAAGAGCUCGUGGGAUCUAAUACAUAAACAAGGCUGGGUAAAGAUUCCAGGCAACCCAAAACAGAAUGCUGAAUUCGAUAUAGAGGUCGAAAAACUCAGCGGUGAGCUUUUGGCAGUUGGCGAUGCUGCUGUAUCAGCUUUGAUAGAAAAGGGCCACAGGGUAGGUUUUCCUGGAAAGGCCGAGGUCUUGGAACUUAUCAAAAUUUUUCCUUUGCCCAUAUUGGACCAGAAUAAACAUGAAAACAUGGUUAAAUUGAGAGUUGUCGGUAAAUUCCUUUAUAGCGGAUAUAGCUUGUUAAACUCUUUGAUUUCUCAGUCAACUGAAGAAGAGCUGAACGACGAAUAUGUCACAAUCCUUUUCGACACAACACGAAAGAUGCUUCGUUACAUUGACAAAGAAUCCCUCCUCCGAAUCCUCGAGUGCUUUCGAACGGUCUUCCGCAACGCCCCUACCUCUACAAAACGUUAUCCCAGACUAGACCUUCUAGUGCGCGAGCUAUGGGAUUGCGCAGACGUGACAAGCGCGGUUGCGGUUGAAUCACCUCUUGAGAUCAGCUUGAUCAGAACCAUCUUCGAUGUCUCUGUGAUCCGAGCAAGUUUCGAGACAAACAAAGCUUUAGCAGAAACACUACCUGAAAUUGGAAACGAGAUCAUGAAGCUCUCUAAAGGCAAACGAUCCCUCGCCCCUGUUUAUGCAGGCAAGCUCCGUGAGGCCUAUCUGAGCGCGCCGGACGUCUUCUGUGCCUGCAAGUGGGUGGUAGACAUUUUUAUCGAAUUCAUCAACUACACUCCCAGUAAAGACCCAGACUUCUUUGUGGAGAAUUCUGUAGCAAGGAUUUUCGAUGAGAUUUCCUCUCAGCUAAACCAUUACAAACAGUACUACGAAGAAAGAGAGGAGAUGGCUCAAGUCUAUAUAUUUGACAUUCUAUCGAGGCUUGAUCCAAACAGUUUUUCCGCAUCAACGUUUGCAAACUGCCUCCGGGAUAAAAUAUAUGCACCAUGGGCACUGAACAAACCCGGAAUGCCAGUGUAUAGUAAAUGGAAGAAGGCCUCGCAACUCCAAGUUCUGCUGGUGCUGGAGCGCUUUGUGACAGCCGAGGAGAGUGCUUCGUUCUUAAAUACAGCUAUUUCGACUUUGUGCAACGAGCCGCAUCCAAGAUAUCGAUUUAUCCUUGAGUGGAUUGUCGCGUUAUGCAUUAUACGCUUCCCAGAAAAUCGGGACUGCCUAUGGGGAUAUCUUCAAGCCCCAGUAAAUCCAAACCCAAGGUUGCAGGCGUCGUUAUUACGGGUCGCCAUCAUGGUAGCUCGUGAGCUUGAGGAAAAUCUUAAAGAGGAAUUUUACACCGAGUUACUAUAUACUGUAAUUCCGCUCAGUAAUAACAACAAAGUUGCAGUCCGCCAUCAGGCCACUUCAAUGGUGCUUGAGUUAUGGGAUGAUUUGGCGCACAGGCAACACUUGAGAGAUAAUGUUGUUUUCCAACGUCUCAGGCAGUCCAUACUAAACUCAGACUUUUUCAAACAGAUUGUUGCGGCCGGGAAACUCGAAAGCGAAAAGACAUUUAACGCAAAGUCAAACUACACCUUUGCCGGUAUCUUCUCAGGAAGCUAUCUUCUCGGCGGUGAUGAAGCCGACAUAAUCCCGCUCGAACUGUUUGUUUCUCUAAAAAACCAGAAUUCAAGAACAUCUUUCAUUCCCACUGGUACUGCCAAACAGUUGGAGAGCAGCACUGGCGUGGUUGAAUUCACGAAGACCGAGAUGGAAGCUCUUGUUGAGGCUCCACUACAAACAAAGAGCGGAAGCUGGGAUGCAAAGGCUCUCGUCGAAGCAAACGAACACCGGCGGAGCAAAGUCAGCUCUCACAGAGAUCAGGGACCCGACAUUAUUGUCAUCGCAUCUCUCAUCGAAAACGCCUACAACCUCGGCGGCCUCUCCCGCAUCUCCGAAAUUAUGGGUGUGACUGCCCUCUGCUUCAACAGCAAAGACUCCCUGAAGCUCAAAGACUUCACCUCUGUCUCUGUUAGCUCGGAAGCGUGGCUUCCCAUCGAAGAGCUCAAAGUAGCAGACAUCCCAGACUACAUCCGCAGCAAGAAGCUCGCUGGAUAUUCCGCUGUUGGGAUCGAACAAACCGACCGCAGCGUCAUCAUUGGGGAUGAAAACAACCGCCUCCCGAAGAAAGUAGUCCUUCUUCUCGGUAGCGAGAAGUAUGGUAUUCCGGCAGAGCUAUUGGCGGAGCUGGAUCUGUGUGUCGAAAUCCCGCAGAAGGGCGAAACCAGAAGCAUGAAUGUUCAGACGGCGGCUGCCGUCGUGCUCUAUGAGUUUUGUAGGCGCUUUGGAUAA
Morchella importuna is the source of this 4485-nucleotide messenger RNA. RefSeq lists its product as uncharacterized. Gene Ontology annotation, biological process: tRNA methylation. The coding region runs from base 1 to 4485 and encodes 1494 amino acids. The transcript is spliced from 17 exons. The record is from RefSeq and is a predicted model, not a curated record. Gene Ontology annotation, molecular function: RNA binding; tRNA (guanine) methyltransferase activity. NCBI's taxonomy places the organism in Eukaryota, Fungi, Ascomycota, Pezizomycetes, Pezizales, Morchellaceae.